CUGCAAAAGAGGAAACGGGCACAGGGCUCAGCUUCCCACUGCUCAGCUGCGACAACUUGGUGCAGGAAGACCAAGGAAAAUCCCACUCCACGCUUCAUUUUCUCACUUCCAGUGGCCAAAAGGGCUUUUUUUUUUGGGUUUUAUUCUGCCCUCCUUUUAUCUCCUGUUGUCUCAGAUGGUAUCUCACACGAGGACCUUGUCUCCGGGCUGCGAGGGGCAGAGCUGUCGGAUGGACGUGGCUGAGGGGAGUUCCCCACACGCAGCGCCUGGGCAGGGCUGAAGCGUCCCCGUCCCACCGUGGCUCUGGUGCUCCAAGUGCAGGAUGACAACAAUGGAUGCGAGCCCAAGGAGCAACACAGCUGCAAAGCACAGCCUGGCCAAGGCGCUCUACGACAACAAGGCCGAGUGCUCGGACGAGCUGGCGUUCCGCCGAGGGGACAUCGUGACGGUGCUGGAGCAGCACGUGCCGGGCAGCGAGGGCUGGUGGCGGUGCUCCCUGCACGGCCACCACGGCCUGGCCCCCGCCAACCGCCUGCAGCUCCUGCCGCCCUCCGCCGAGCCGCCAGCCACACACGGCAUCUACCAGGUGCCCUCCGUGCCCUCGGUGCCCUCGGUGCCCAAGGGCACCGCGCUGUCCAACACCUACGAGAGGAUGGAGGGCUGGGUCCAGCCCCAGGCGCUCCCUGCCCAGGCCGUGUACCAGGUGCCAGCCCUGGCGGCGCAGCUGCUCAGCGAGAGGACCAAGCGCUCCACGCACCAGCACCUGUUCACCCUCCCCAGAGCCUGCCGGGCCUCAGCCCCGAACAUCAGGGGUGAGGUGUACGAUGUCCCCUCCUCGCAGCACGGCGGGUCCCUGAUCCCACAGAGUGGUGCCACUCCCCCCAGCACACGGAAGGGCUCUGUGCUGGGCAGAUCCUCUGAGAGCUUCCAGACAGAGAAGAAGCAGCUUUACAACAUCCCAUCCAAGCCAGAAAAAGGAGGGCCUGGCAGCCAGGACUCACCAGCAGGCAAUUUAUAUGAUGUCCCUCCUAAAAGAGAAGGCAACGACUCAGAAAAUAAAUCUCAGAAGAAAUGCUGGGGCCAUUACAACACUUUGCCAAACCCUCGGAAGUCCGAAUGGAUUUACGAUAUUCCAGUAUCCCCUGAAAAUUCCGGAUUCAAACCCAAGCCUGCUGGCCAGCCUGUGGAGAAGCAGGUGCUGUAUGACAUUCCCCCAGCCAGGUACAAGGCUCCAGCCUCAACCAGCGAAGCCAAGGCUGGAAAUCCACAGCUGUACGACAUUCCACCGCCCCAGCGGAAAUUACCGCUUCCAGAAAUUCCCCUUUACGACAUUCCACCCUCACGGGACGUGCUCCUCCCGCCACUGAACGGCAGCUCCGAGCUGCCCCCGAGGCUCCUGGCUGCCAAGGCUGAAAAUCAGAUCUCUGAGGAGAAUGUUUAUGAUAUCCCCAAAGGUUUGCCCAGUGCUGGGCACUCCAAGAUGGAAAAGAACAGUGAUGGCUCCAGCGACCAAGCACACGGUGCUUCUCCACAGCUCUCUAUGGAUGCCAAGUCAGAAAAUGAGAGUUUGUGUGUCUCCAGUGUGGACAGCAGGAGCAGCACUCUCUCCUCAUCCUCCAGCUCUUCUGCUGAGUCGUCUGCAGCGCUGUCACCAUCACCAGAGCCUGUCCAAGAAAUCAAACUGGAGCUGGAAGCAGCCAUUGAGGCCCUGACCCGGCUGCAGCACGGCGUGUCCAGCUCCGUCGCCAGUUUAAUGAUCUUUGUGAGCAGCAAGUGGAGACUGCAGGAGCACCUGGAGAAAAGCCUGGAGGAGAUCCACAGAGCAGUGGACCACAUAAAGGUGUCACUGGGAGAGUUUCUGGCCUUUGCUCAAGCCCUGAAGGGAAACGCCUCCAACCUCACGGAUAACAACCUGCAGGCCAGAAUUAAAAAACAGCUGGAAAUCCUCAUGAACUCCUACAAAAUAUUGACAGAAACCAGGGAAGCUCUCAACAGCUGCAGGUGGUCCCUGGAGGCUUUGGUGCUCAGGAAGCCCCAGAACAACCCUGACGACCUGGAUCGCUUCGUUAUGGUGGCCAGGACAAUUCCAGAUGACAUCAAGAGGUUUGUGUCCAUCAUCAUCGCCAACGGGAAGCUGCUCUUCAGGAAGAACGAGAAGGAGCAAGAAAAGAAGCAACCAAAAGUGAACCUGGAAUGCAAAUUGGCAAAACAAAUCCCAGUGCCGAGAAGAGUAGAAAUUGAGAAAUCCAGAGAAAUGCAGAGAAAUGUGCCUGAGAAAUCCAGCCAAAGCCGGGUCCCUGUGGAGAAAGCAGAAGAAAAUUGCACUGAGGAUUGUGAUUAUGUCCAGUUACAGGUUUUGCCACGUGCAAAAAAGACUGAAAAUCCCAGCAGGCAGGAGCCUGCCCGGAAAUUCCCCCUGCCAGAGCACUGCAGGCUGUGCUUCGCUGCCCUGCACAAGGCCAUCGGCGUGUUCACCGCCAGCCUCAGCAGCCAGCAGCCCCCCGAAAUCUUCAUCUCCCACAGCAAGCUCAUCAUCAUGGUGGGGCAGAGGCUGGUGGAUUCCCUGUGCCAGGAGAGCCAGGACAGGGAGGCUCGGAGUGACAUCCUGCAGAGCAGCAGCCGCUUCUGCAGCCUCCUGAAGAACCUGGCGCUGGCCACCAAACGCGCGGCGCUGCAAUUCCCCGACGCCGAGGCCAGCCGGGAGCUGCGGGAGCAGGCCGAGGAGCUGGCCCAGUACACCCAGCAGUUCCGGGCCACCAUGGACUGAGGGACCUGCCACUGCUGCUGCUGCUCCUCGGGCACGCCCGGAGAUCCCACCGGGAAUUCCCCGGGUGCUGGUGCGGGUGAAGAUCCCACCGGGAAUUCCCCGGGUGCUGGUGCGGGUGAAGAUCCGCCUAGCACAGAGAUCCCACCGGGAAUUCCCCGGGUGCUGGUGCGGGUGAAGAUCCUCCACUCAGAAUUCUCACCAGAAAUUCCCUGGGUGCUGGUGUGGGUGAAGAUUCCCACUCAAAAUUCUCACCAGGAAUUCCCUGGGUGCUGGUGUGGGUGAAGAUCCCCCAUGCCCAGAGAUCCCACUGGGAAUUCCCCGGGUGCUGGUGUGGGUGAAGGUCUGCCUAGCACAGAGAUCCCACUGGGAAUUCCCUGGGUGCUGGUGCGGGUGAAGAUCCCCCCACUCAAAAUUCCCACCAGGAAUUCCCUGGGUGCUGGUGCGGGUGAAGAUCCCCACAGUCAGCAUCCCCAGCAGGAAUUCCAUGGGUGCCAGUGCAGGUGAAGAUCCCCCAUGCACAGAGAUCCCACCGGGAAUUCCCUGGGUGCUGGUGCAGGUGAAGAUCCCCCCAUUCAGAAUUCCCAGCAGGAAUUCCAUGGGUGCCCAUGUAGAUCAAGAUUCCCACACCCAGAACUCCCACCAGGAAUUCCCUGGGUGCCCAUGUAUAUGAAGAUCCCCACAUUCAGAAUUCUCACCAGGAAUUCCCUGAGUGCUGGUGUAGAUGAAGAUCCCCCCACUCAGAAUUCCCAGCAGGAAUUCCCUGGGUGCUGGUGCAAAUGAAUUUUCCCACACCCAGAACUGCCACCAGGAAUUCCCUGGGUGUACUGGUGGCAGGAGAAGAUCCCCCCACUCAGAAUUCCCAGCAGGAAUUCCCUGAGUGCUAGUGCAGGUGAAGAUCCCCCUCUCAGAAUUCCCAGCAGGAAUUCCAUGGGUGCUGGUGCAGGUGAAGAUCCCCCACUCAGAAUUCCCAGCAGGAAUUCCCUGAGUGCUGGUGUAGAUGAAGAUCCCCCCACUCAGAAUUCCCACCAGAAAUUCCCUGAGUGCCCGUGUAGAUGAAGAUUCCCACACCCAGAACCGCCACCAGGAAUUCAUUCCCUGGGUGUACUGGUGGCAGGAGAAGAUCCCCACAUUCAGAAUUCCCAGAAUUUCCUGUGCAGGUGAAUAUUCCCAGAAUUUCCUGUGCAGGUGAAGAUUCCCAGAUCUUCACCAGUGCAGGUAAAGAUCUCCCCACUCAGAAUUCCCAGCAGGAAUUCCCUGGGUGCACUGGUGGCAGGGGAAGAUCCCCAGAGCAGCUGAUACAGAAGAAUUAAAUCUCCACUUUCUUCUCCACUGUCCACAUCCUGCCUGGAGAUGUCAUCGUCACAGUGGCUGGGUGGGAAUGUUUGCUGUGUAUGGGAGCAAAAGUUGUUGAUUUUAGGACUGGUUUCUUAUUUUUUGUUCUCUAUGUAUGUCUGAUAAAUGUAAUUUCCUUUUUGUUUUCUAUUCCUGUAAAGUCUCUCUUUAAAUGUAGCAGCAAAAUGUUCUGUAACUUAUGAUAUC
Molecule: messenger RNA, 4306 nt
Organism: Taeniopygia guttata (zebra finch)
Lineage: Eukaryota; Metazoa; Chordata; Aves; Passeriformes; Estrildidae
Source: RefSeq, a predicted model, not a curated record